Labeo rohita (rohu) is the source of this 1927-nucleotide messenger RNA. RefSeq names its product glycoprotein integral membrane 1 (gene ginm1). Bases 73 to 1125 code for a protein of 350 amino acids. The transcript has 8 exons. The record is from RefSeq and is a predicted model, not a curated record. Lineage: Eukaryota; Metazoa; Chordata; Actinopteri; Cypriniformes; Cyprinidae.
AUUACGACAUGAUGCGCAGAGCGUCGUGCGCGCAUUUUAAUUCACGUAUUGUUGAUAUCUAGCGUGGUAAAAAUGGCGUCUACAUGGAAAAUACAUUUAACGGUUGUUUAUUUAAGCGUCUUGUGUGUCCUGGCCAAUGCACAAUCGAAACAAAUAACCACGGAAACGGUUGUGUUAAAUGUGACAGCGGUUAGUGAAACUAACCAGACAAAGUACAGUGUACAGAUAAAUUUAAAUGUAGGUCUUUUGGACAAUGAAACAUUCAUCAAUGGAGCUCCUAUCAAGCCUUCAGGAGUCACAAGGAUGACAUGUCCCGCUCUAUUGUUGGAUGGUUCUAAUGUGAGCUCUAGUAAUCCAGCAGAUGGGUUGGUUAGCAGUGAGCUGAGGCUGAUGACGAAUCAAUCAUAUGUUCAGAGUGAUGCUGGAGAGCAGCUUCUGUUACUCAUCCUGAGUCAGGAGAUAAUCCAGCUGGCGGAUGAAAAGGUCCAGCAGCCAGACGCUUGUGAGGUGGAGAUCCUGUGGAACCAGAGCUCUGAGGAGAUAAUACAGGUGACCAAUAUUUACCCUUCGUCAAGGAGCAAGCUUUCAGCCAUCCCACGAGAGACUGAUGUCUGGGUGACUAAUGCAUCCAUGCCUAAUACAGUUGAAGACCAAGUGCUUAACACCACCAGCCAUUAUCUCCUCAAACAUGCAGAGACCACUCAGGAGGAGAUUGCCGCUCCGGGGAAACUUCCUGAAACACCCUUGCGGAUGGACCCAGAAACCCUGUAUGAGUCCAGAGAGGAAGAGGAAAGGACUUCAGAUUCCUUGUUACUUGAGCCUCCAAGUGGGUCCAUGUCCUCCUAUAGUGUGGCAUGUCAGUGGGUCGAUGGGCUGAGAGAUAAACUGAGGCGCUUCUGGUCUGAUUCUGUCCCACUAUUCUUCUUGAUCAUGUGGGUGGUGGUGAUUGGUGUUGCAGGUUCAGCUGUCAUCAUUAAGAUCCUGGAUCUUCUGUUCCCCUCCUGUGAACACAGGGGACUCUUUCAUCUGAAUCCAGAGACUCUGAUGCCAGAUGAUGAAAAACAAAGGCUAAUAUAUUACAUGGAAGGAGAAAUUACAGAAAAAAGCAGUUUGAUAGAAAAGUGAUGGAUGUGAUCUCAUCAGUUUGGUUAUGUGGCUUUAUUUGGUCGACAAUACCAAUGAUUUCAAUGUAGCACUUUAAAAAAAAAUAUUCCCUGACAUUUCCUAAUGAAACAGAUUUCUAUUUUCACAUCUGUGUCCGUUUAACAGUAUAAUCAGCAAAUUACUUUUAUAUUUUUCAUUGCAUUGUGAGGUGGAAUGCCAAAGGUGCACACAUUUCAAUAAGCACAGUCCCUAAAAUGUCCCUGACUUUUUCCCACUGAAGUGGUUGUUUUAUGGUAAUACUAGGAAUUGCUAUUCCCUGUUGUAUGGAAAUGACAUUAUAAAGGGUAUAGUGCUAAAAAAUGGAUUGAUAAUCCAUUUAGGUUAAUGUAAAGAACCAUCAAAAUAACUGAUUUUCAACUGUCCAUAUUAUUUAAAUGGAUUAGUUCUUAUUUCUCUAUUUUUAAAUGGCCUGUAUGAAACUCUAUGUUGCGUAAUGUUUAAUGUUAACGUUGCUUCAGGUAUUGGCGGUUAUGUUAAGCAUGCACGCCCGCAAUACAUUUCAACUUUCAUCUGCAUCAUAUGAAAUGAAGACUUGUACACUUUCGCAUGAGCUGUCUGUCUGCGUAUCCCCCAUUGCAUUACAACAUUUCAGUCAUUUCAAGCAGUGUACUUUAAUAUUUUAAACAUUUCAACUGGGUGCCUAUAUUUCAUUGUAGCCCUGUGAUUGGCUAUUAUUGAAAUCAGUCAUUUUGUGUCAUUUUGUUGCACGUUAUGGCUUGUUUUUCUUCACAGGUUGUUACGUGAGUAAAUUCUGCACAAAUUA